Messenger RNA from Eruca vesicaria subsp. sativa (arugula), 687 nucleotides. Lineage: Eukaryota; Viridiplantae; Streptophyta; Magnoliopsida; Brassicales; Brassicaceae. The record is from the annotation of a GenBank genome assembly.
AUGUCGGAAGAGAUACGAGAGCACGGUGGUCACACCAUCCCUAAACCUUCUCCACCUCCGCCAAAACGUGGCCUCAUCAGCCGCAAGAGACAGCUCGUGUUUCUCUCGUUCAUGAUUCUACUAGCUGCUAAAGGACUCGUUGGAAUAGGAGAAAUAGCGUUUGUGAUACUAUCUUACAUCUACUUGUAUGAGUUCAUCUCCAGGUUUGCCUUCCCUCGCAAGCAAAACGAGCAGAAGAAGAGACUCUCAAACCCUAAAAACAAACUUUUUCAAGUUUACUUCCUCGCCACUGCCAUCAUCGGCCUACUCUUCCCGAUUUGCUAUAUCGGAGAUGGACUAUUCCGAGGAGACAUUCACGGUGUAAGAGCCGCAGCUCCACAUCUCUUCCUCCUCUCAGGUCAAGCCUUCACUGAACCCAUUGGUUUCUCUGACCGCUUUGCAACGCCCAUUGGUAUUCUUGGACCGGUUUUCUACAACGCUCGUCGUCUCUUUGCGCUUUUGGAUUGGGUUAAAGCCGAGUUCACAGAUACUCAACGUCCCGGUGGUCCGGUAAGAUUGUAUGGAGGAAGAGCCAUUGCUUCGGUUAACACUGUCAUGUGGUUUUAUAAUCUGUUUGGUCUCUUGUUGCCUGUGUUUCUUCCUCGGUCUUUUGAGAUUUACUUCUCAGCCGACAACAAAGUAGAUUAA